AUGACACGGUGCACUGCACGAGCAAAGCUGUGCAGCGGGAACGAGCUGCUGAACCGGGACUCGUUCGCUACGUCUGAAGCGAACAAGCAGCUCGCUUCUCGUUGCUGCGGCGAGCACUUGCGCCCGGGCGGGUAUCUCGAUCCACAACCAAGUUCGGGUCGUGUACGCAAGAGACCAGCAGCCAGCGUCCUAGAGCGCACCUGCAAUUAUCGCUUGAUCCUGGCUGGGCUUUUGAUCUGUGCUCUGACACUUGUCUGUUUGCUGAAUGUGGAGGCAGCUCCACAAAACACUGCGGCCGGGGGCAGCGCCUCUGAGUCUGGCGCCUCGGUUCGGGCAAGAAACGAUAUGCAGGAUCCCGUGCAGACUGCGGAUACUUUAACGAGGAAGAGCGGGGUGCAUAUAACGCUUGCCAAACGAGAGCAACACGCUCAUGGCAGGUCGGUUCUGAAAGAGCUGAAAGCGCGCUCUUUUUCUGUAGCUACCUACCAGUCGCUGGGGAUGAUUCUAGUGACGGAGCUUGGUGACAAAACUUUCUUCAUUGCAGCGGUGCUGGCUGCGCGCCACUCCCGUUUCACUGUUCUGCAGGGUGCGCUGGGCGCGCUCGUCAUUAUGACGGUUUUGUCUGCGCUGCUCGGGCGCACGUUUCCCACCCUGUUCUCGCCUCAGUAUACGAGUAUUCUGGCUGGUGUCCUUUUCGUCUAUUUUGGCGUACAGAUGCUACGGGAUUAUUGGCGGCUUUGUCAGAAACGGAACCGUGCCGGAGGAGAAAUCGAUACUGAAUCGAACGAUGGAAGCACGACUUGUGAAGUCGCUGCCGAGGGCGCCAAUGGAAGCGAGUUCGACCUCCAGGCGCUCGAAGAGAAGCUUUCACGGGAUCGAGAGCGCCCGAGCUGGACACCAGGCGACGAUGGACGUCCGUUGCCCGACGCAGGGACGCGAACAGAGCAGAGCUCAAUGCCGGGCCCUUCGACCUGGCUGAAUAUUGCUCGCGACAAAAUCCGCGUGAUAGAGACACUGGCGCAACUGUGCUUUUCACCCUUGUUCUUACGGGCGUUUACGCUGACCUUUUUAGCUGAAUGGGGCGACCGCAGUCAAAUCGCAACCAUCGCUCUUGCCGCCCAUCGAAAUAUCCACGGCGUUGUGCUCGGAGCGGUAUUGGGUCAUCUGCUCUGUACGGGUUUAGCGGUAGUCGGCGGGCGUCUGGUAGCGCACAAGAUUCCUGAGCGCUUUAUUGCGCUUUGUGGGGGCAUUCUCUUCAUUCUUUUCGGGGUUCUCUCCUUCGCAAACGAUCACGACGAUGCCUGA
Cyanidioschyzon merolae strain 10D is the source of this 1305-nucleotide messenger RNA. Its product is annotated as transmembrane protein FT27/PFT27-like. NCBI's taxonomy places the organism in Eukaryota, Rhodophyta, Bangiophyceae, Cyanidiales, Cyanidiaceae. Gene Ontology annotation, biological process: calcium ion transmembrane transport; Golgi calcium ion homeostasis; manganese ion transmembrane transport. The record is from RefSeq and is a predicted model, not a curated record. The transcript has a single exon. Gene Ontology annotation, cellular component: Golgi apparatus. Gene Ontology annotation, molecular function: calcium ion transmembrane transporter activity; manganese ion transmembrane transporter activity. The coding region runs from base 1 to 1305 and encodes 434 amino acids.